GCCAAAUUGCCGUUGAGGGACAGACCAUCUGUCUACGUCUCCAAACAACCCUCAAUUUUCUCCGUUUUCCGAAACACAGCAUAACGAUUAUAACGCAGAAUCAGAUUUCGAUAGGAUCGAGUGAGUUCCUCUGUUGUUCCAAGUCAAUAUGGAUGUUCCAACCUCAUGGGACGCUUUGCGGAAGCAGGCGAGGAAACUUGAAGCUCAGUUGGAUGAGCAGAUAGUUUCCUAUCGUAGAUUGGUUUACAUAAAGGUCUCUACAAAAGUUGAUACUUCUGAGAAUGAUCUGGAGUCUGGGAUAGACCGGCUACUGAAACAACUUCAACAAGUCAAUGAACAAAUGCAAGCCUGGGUUUCAUCAGGUGGCUCAGAAAUGGUUUCUCACACCUUGACUCGGCAUCAAGAAAUUCUUCAGGAUCUGACGCAGGAAUUUUAUAGACUUCGCUCAAGCCUUAGAGCUAAGAAGGAACAUGCUUCGCUUCUUGAAGAUUUUAGGGAGUUUGAUCGUACAAGAUUAGACUUGGAAGAUGGUGAUGUUUCAGAAGAGCAAGGUCUUCUGAAGGAACAUGCAUCCAUUAGCCGGAAUACAGGACAGAUGGAUACUGUGAUAUCCCAAGCUCACGCAACACUUGGCACGCUUGUACUUCAACGUUCAACAUUUGGGGGCAUAAAUUCAAAGCUUAGCAAUGUUAGCAGCCGCCUCCCAUCGGUAAAUCAAAUUCUCUCAGCAAUAAAGAGGAAAAAAUCUAUGGAUACGAUCAUACUUUCCCUCGUUGCAUCCGUGUGCACGUUUCUCAUCUUCAUAUACUGGUUGACAAAGUGAGGAUUUGAUUUUGUUUGCCUGCAGAUGAUUAGCUGAAGUUGCCAUAUCCUUAUCGUUACGCUUGUUGGUGCAUUCAGCGAGGGGUAUGGUGGCACAUUCUUAGUAGGUGGUGUAUAAAUUUUUUUUUUCCCGCUGUAAUCCCUUUUAAAGGUCCACACGAACUGACAAUAGGCACAUACUUUGUAUCAUUCAUGAGGGGAGACCAAAAGUAAGAUAUUGAUGUCACUGCCCUGAGUCCUGUGAGGGAAUACCGUGCUCAAUUCACUGCUUAAGCAUAAAUGAUUUGGGAAGUUUCAUAUUUGCAGUCA
This is a messenger RNA of Tripterygium wilfordii, 1131 nucleotides long. Its product is annotated as Golgi SNAP receptor complex member 1-1-like. The transcript is spliced from 5 exons. The record is from RefSeq and is a predicted model, not a curated record. Gene Ontology annotation, cellular component: SNARE complex; Golgi medial cisterna; cis-Golgi network. NCBI's taxonomy places the organism in Eukaryota, Viridiplantae, Streptophyta, Magnoliopsida, Celastrales, Celastraceae. Gene Ontology annotation, molecular function: SNAP receptor activity. The coding region runs from base 149 to 823 and encodes 224 amino acids. Gene Ontology annotation, biological process: endoplasmic reticulum to Golgi vesicle-mediated transport; vesicle fusion.